ACACUCGCAGACAGGACAGAGCAGUCAAGGAAGAGUUCCCAGACAGCCCUUUGGAAUAGAAGGAAAGUGGGGCUGGCCGCAGAGAGGUGCCUCGCCCCAGGCAGCUCUGCGGGCCUCCAGCGACGCUGGCCACCUGCUUCUCAGAGCACUGCUAGACGGCCACCUGUGAAACCUGGUGGCCCCACACGGGACCGUGCCUGCCUUUCUCCACAGACCGACUUCUGCUGGGACUAGAAACUGACCUGCCAGCAGGUCCAGGCAAAGCGGCGGGAGCAGAUGGCCCACGCGGGAGACGGCAAGCGGAUGCCCUGGCUCCCCGUGCUGGUGGUGUCGCUGCUGUGCUCGGCCAGAGCAGAGUACUCCAACUGCGGUGAGAAUGAGUACUACAACCAGACCACGGGGCUGUGCCACGAGUGUCCGCAGUGUGGCCCGGGGGAGGAGCCCUACCUGUCCUGUGGCUACGGCACCAAAGAUGAGGACUAUGGCUGUGUCCCCUGCCCGGCGGAGAAGUUUUCCAAAGGAGGCUACCAGAUAUGCAGGCGCCACAAAGACUGCGAGGGUUUCUUCCGAGCCACCGUGCUGACGCCGGGGGACAUGGAGAAUGAUGCUGAGUGUGGGCCGUGUCUCCCUGGCUACUACAUGUUGGAAAACAGACCCAGGAACAUCUACGGCAUGGUCUGCUACUCCUGCCUCCUGGCACCCCCCAACACCAAGGAAUGUACAGGAGCCAGCUCUGGAGUCUCUGCCAACUUCCCCAGCACCUCUGGCAGCAGCACCCUCUCUCCCUUCCAGCACGCCCACAAAGCAGAGCUCUCAGGCCAAGGGCACCUAGCCACAGCCCUGAUCAUUGCCAUGUCCACCAUCUUCAUCAUGGCCAUAGCCAUUGUCCUCAUCAUCAUGUUCUACAUCAUGAAGACAAAGCCUUCUGCUCCAGCCUGCUGUACCAGCCACCCAGUGAAGAGCGUGGAAGCCCAAGUGAGCAAGGAAGAGGAGAAGAAAGAGGCCCAAGACAGUGUGGUGAUUUUCUCUGAGAAGGACGAAUUCGAGAAGCUGACCACAGCUCCAGCCAAGACUGUCAAAAGUGAGAAUGACGCAUCAUCGGAGAACGAGCAGCUGCUGAGCCGGAGCAUGGACAGUGACGAGGAGCCUGCCACCGACAAGCAGGGCUCCCCAGAGCUGUGCCUCUUGUCGCUGGUUCACCUGGCCCGGGAGAAGUCGGCAGCCACCAAGUCAGCUGGGAUUCAAAGCCGAAGGAAAAAGAUAUUGGAUGUGUAUGCCAAUGUGUGUGGAGUUGUUGAAGGUCUCAGCCCCACAGAGCUGCCAUUUGACUGUCUCGAGAAGACGAGCCGAAUGCUCAGCUCCACGUACAACUCUGAGAAGGCCGUUGUGAAAACAUGGCGCCACCUCGCCGAGAGCUUUGGACUGAAGAGGGAUGAGAUUGGGGGCAUGACAGAUGGCAUGCAGCUCUUUGACCGCAUCAGCACGGCAGGCUAUAGCAUCCCAGAGCUGCUCACAAAACUGGUGCAGAUCGAGCGGCUAGAUGCCGUGGAGUCCUUGUGUGCGGACAUACUGGAGUGGGCCGGGCUUGUGCCCCCUGCCUCCCAGCCACCCACGACAGCCUGAGGAGCCUGCCUGUGGGCUGUCUUCCCUGGGAGGCACCAACGAUCUAACAAGGGCUCUGGAGCUGUGAGUGCUGCCAACAGACUGCCAAGAAUCGAGGCUUUUUCUCCUGUCACCAGGCUUUGCCUUAGGUUGUUCCUAGGAACAAGAGGAAAUGAGGCCCGUCUUCCAAUCUAAUCAAAGAUAAAAGAUUAAAGCUGGGAGUAUCCCAGCUCCCCACCUGUACCUCAUCAGGCAGGAUGAAUAUUUAUUCAUGAACUCAUUCAAGGGACGUUGUUGGGUGCUCAGAUGAACCAAACAACAUGAGGAUGACAGGGGUGAAGAAUCUGGUCCCUGUCUUUAAGGAGUUUACAACCUAGGGAGAGAGAGAAGACGUGUUUACAAACCACCUUGCUAGAGGACAUCAAAGAGUCUGGGUGAGGGGAUGGUAAGACAACGUAAUAGAAGUUCUGAGGGAGGAGAUGGCUCCCCAUGGGUGAUGAAGGAGGGCAGCCCCAUGAAGAAAGCAACUUGAAAGCCUGGUGACAUGGCUACAAAAGGCAGAUGUCCCAUUCCAUGUAGAGUGUCAGGGCCGGUACUUGUCUAUGGAUAUCCUGAGUGGCUUCAUUGGGAUACCUUUGCCUGUUCUUGAAGCCAUCCGUAUUCCUACAGCCCUUCCAGUCACUAAUGGAAGAGUUCACUCUGUGGCCUGCCUUCUGUCCUGACAUAGAAGGUGUGUGUCUGGUUAAAUAGACCUGUGUCUAGUCAGUGGCCGGUUUCACCUACUGCAUGAAUCCCAGGCCUGCCACCUGGUGGUUUUGUAUUACACAUGAAUUGCUUUCCACUCUCAUCCUUAGUCAGGUUUGACCCUUUUGUGGGCAGCAAUGCUCAAGAACACAAUCUAUUUAAAUGAUGGGUCAGCCUGUUUUUGCUUCAAACAGAAAUGAGUGGUCCGCUCUAUGUAUAAAGAGAAAUGGUGACUUCCUAAGAGUUCAGCCAUGCAUAAUUGUAGAUUUUGAGCAUCUGAGACUUGUCGAUGAGCCUUGUGGCAUGAGAUCUUCUGAACCAGUUAAGGAACGUGGGGCCCCACAGCACAGGAAGGGCCUGGGCUUAGAAUCCAGGGACCUGGUUCUAGUUGUGCCAACGUGGGCCAUUUUCUUCUCUGCAAAGGAGAAGUUAGCCUGUGGCUCUGUAAUCAGGGUAAGUACAGUUCAGGUGGGAAAUAGGAAAGUAGGGCUGCAGGAAAUGCCAGGCCUUUGAGGUACACAUCCAGGUGAACACUGUGAGUCAUCAAGUUAAAUGAGACAUGCUUCUAAGCAGAAAAACUCAGAGUAACUAGUUGUUUGAUACACGUUUAGAGAUAAAGUAAUAAACUGGCAUUGUUCUUGGCAAAUUCUCUUACUACACCUGCAGUUGCCAAGAGUGUGGGAGCCAGGGUAGUGAUCAUACCAGGGGGUUAAUUUAGAGUUCACUGCUGAGCUUCCUAAUGACAGAUCUGACUAUGGGUUAUUACUAAAUUAAAACCAGUCUCUGACUUCCAAAGCUAUGUUUUUAAAAUUACAAGUCACAUGACUGAACAAAUGCUUUGGGGGGAGGAAAUCAGUCAUAUGUUUAGAGCCAACAAGCCAACAAACCAUUUCCCACCAAUGAAUGUAGAACAUACUGUGAUAGGAUCAUAAUUAGGUCCUGAAUAUUUAAUAUCAUCAUUUGCUGUGUCUGUUUGCUGCUGUUUUUUAGAACCUAUUUGGUAUAUCCUCCAUGGCAAAAUUUAAUUCUCCUUUUAAUUCCUCUUUGAAAUCCUACGGCACCCCUUUCUCCUGCUUUGUGAUAAUGAUAAUGAGAGUCUCCCCCUGAAUUAGGAUGCAAAUGUCACAUGUGAUGAGCAUGCCAUUCCAGGGAGACAGCCUGCAGUUUCUCAAGAACAACAUUUUCAGUGAAGGAGCAGGGGUGGCUGUUCCCAGGCCCAGAGCUUUGCCUCACUUCCUGGGGCCGGAGGUCCAGCCAGCAUCACACCAUGUUUCAGUGACCCUCAACUCGCAACUUUUAGGGAGCUAGUCCUUAUGGAGCUAAACAUUCUUUUGCCAUUUACUUAUUUGGAAACAAAUCCAAGAACAGUUUAUUUUGAUGGACUUUAGCCUACAUUAUGGAAUUCAAAUCGAUGAGACCAUAACGAUUAUCACUGACCCUCUGGGAUUUCUACCCUGCCAUUUUGUACGGAGACAGUCAUUAUUUUGCUAUACUUAAAAACAUUUAGGGAGCAUCCGAAGCUAAGAGCUAUGGGCCCUAGCCAGUGAAGUCUUAAUUGUCAAUAGUUUUGUCUAAUUUUGUAUAUAUAACUUAUUAUAUUUUACAAUUUCAAUAAACUAA
This is a messenger RNA of Callorhinus ursinus (northern fur seal), 3966 nucleotides long. RefSeq names its product ectodysplasin A receptor (gene EDAR). Gene Ontology annotation, molecular function: signaling receptor activity. The record is from RefSeq and is a predicted model, not a curated record. Gene Ontology annotation, cellular component: plasma membrane. Gene Ontology annotation, biological process: positive regulation of JNK cascade; positive regulation of canonical NF-kappaB signal transduction. Lineage: Eukaryota; Metazoa; Chordata; Mammalia; Carnivora; Otariidae.